Molecule: messenger RNA, 950 nt
Organism: Paramecium sonneborni
Lineage: Eukaryota; Ciliophora; Oligohymenophorea; Peniculida; Parameciidae
Source: the annotation of a GenBank genome assembly
AAUUAUUGUAACAUGAUGGAACAUUAUAAAGGGAUAAUGCUUUGUAAUAGGCCAUAAGCAUCUAUUAAUUUAGAUUAUCAUAAGUAAAUUAAAUUCAACAUAUUUAUAGACCUUUUGUAUCAAGAGUAACACAUGCUGAACCUCUCGGUUACAAUCCAGUUAAACAACUGUAAAUUCAUUAGCCAAUUAAAUGUAUGUAGCUUAUUUCAUAAAUCAAGAAAUAAAACCAAUACUGAGUCAACAUAAAGAAUGGCUUUAAAAUUUCCAAAAACAUGCUAAAGAGAAAAAAACAGCAUUACAUUAUUCUUAAGUUCAAUCUCGUUUACAUCCUGAUAGGUAUCAAUCAAAUAGUGACAAUUAAAAUUAAUAGAAUGAUACGAAAAUUCAAUAAACAUCGUUACAUCAGAAUUAAUCAACAAAAGUUGAAGAAAUAUAAUAAGAAUAAUUAAAUCAAUAAACAAAUAAAAAUGAAUUAGGAGAUGAAAUAAUUGAUGAUUAAGAAUUGAAUGAAUUAUUAGAUUUUACUAAGAACCUAGAUUUUGAAUAAUAUAUAAAUGAUUUAGAAGUAUUAAUACUACUCAAAGUAGGUCAAAACAGUAGUAGAAGCUUUAAAAAAGAGAAUAGAAGAAAUACGAAUAGAGAAUCCAUAAUUAUCAUAAAAGGAAGCAACAAAGAAAGCUUUAAAAUAGAAUAAUAACAAUCCAGCACAAAAACAAAUCAAAAAACAUGUUACUAUAUAAGAAGAAGAAUAGGUAAAAUAAAAAAUUAAUAAUUUUAGCUUUAAAAAAAUCUAGAAAAAAAAGAAACAAAUUUGGAAAGUGUAGCUAAAAAAAUAGCAGAAGAAAUUCUUCAAAAAAAUAAAUACUUAAGAAAUAUUCAUUCAAAUAUUUCAAUGUAGAAAUUAGUAGAAACAGAAGCUCGUAGAUUUCUUUAGAAAGAAUGAAUAAAAC